AUGGACCACACAGUACGACUAAAAUAAGUAUUGAAGUGACAACUCAAAGCUGUAAUUUAAUAACAGUAAAGCAAAGGCUUUAAAAGCAUGUUGCGCUUCAUAGCCGCUUCGGUGUUGAUUUGCGCCGUUUACCAUGUGGCAACCACAAGUGCUGCACCGCAUCCACCGACAACAGCAGCACCGCUGGUGGCCAAUCAGGCAGCCUACGACACGAAAUUCGAUAAUAUCGAUCUGGAUGAGGUUUUGAACCAAGAGCGUCUGCUGCGCAACUACAUUAAGUGCUUGGAGAAUACAGGUCCUUGCACGCCCGAUUCCAAAAUGUUGAAAGGUUUCGCCAAUUUCAGAGAUACUCCCCGACGCUAUUUCAACCGAUUGCGCCAAAUGCUCGGAGAAGCAGAGGCUUGGCUCAGCGAAGGUGACGCACUUUUUGAUCGACAACCGCCCGGAGGAUUGGGCACGUUUGGAGCAGAUAUACGAUCCGUCAGGCAAUUACCGUUUGAACUAUUUGGCGAAGGACAAAGGCGAUGGCGUGGAGAAAACUACGGAAGCAGCUACUAAGACACAAGCCUGAACCAUUAUGCUAUGUCAACUGUACGCGAACAUGAACCGUUAUAGUACUCAAUUGAACAGCGUUGUAUUUGACAUAACUUACACUGAAUAGCUCAAUAUUAAAAAGAACAUGUAGUUAGUUUUAGAUUUGCAUUCCAAAAAGUACAAAAAAAUAUAAAAAGCAAAACAAAAAUUCCACAAAAAAUUCUAAGGAAAUAAAUGUUGCACAAAUGAGUGAUGAGCAUGGUUACCAACUAUCUUCAAAGAGAG
This is a messenger RNA of Bactrocera tryoni, 819 nucleotides long. It is a transcript of the gene a10, whose product is annotated as putative odorant-binding protein A10. Lineage: Eukaryota; Metazoa; Arthropoda; Insecta; Diptera; Tephritidae. The transcript has 2 exons. The record is from RefSeq and is a predicted model, not a curated record. Bases 88 to 558 code for a protein of 156 amino acids.